This is a messenger RNA of Taeniopygia guttata (zebra finch), 1646 nucleotides long. The record is from RefSeq and is a predicted model, not a curated record. NCBI's taxonomy places the organism in Eukaryota, Metazoa, Chordata, Aves, Passeriformes, Estrildidae.
GACAGCAGGUGACAGGCUGGCAGCUCGCACUGGUGUCACAGAGAAGUUCCAUGAUAACAGCACAAAGUCAUCUUACCAGCUGCUGGAGAACCUUGGACAUGGAAGACAUACAAUCCCUACUUCAUGGUUUUAAAUAUUGAUCAGAGACAGCAAUACCUGGGUGUUGCUGCAGGAUGUCCUGUGGUGAUGCAGAAACUGCUGCGUACCCAGUGUGUAACCACCGUGGGCAGGAUCAAGGCUCCACUCUCCAACUGAGCACUCUGAGUGGAAGUAGCAAGUCUGCAGCGUUGUUGGAAGUCAGGAGGAGCCUCAACACCAUGCAGUAUUCUCCUGUGGCAGUAAAUCCCUCCAUGGAUAAGGGACCUGGGAUUCCCCAGAGCCCUGGGGAAGGCAAAAAGGCUGCAGCCUGCUCAGACAGUGGAGCUGGCAGGACCCGGAGCACGGAGUGCUUCCAGAGCCAAUAUCUGACCAAAACCAGCACCCAGGGACAGGUUUACAACUUCCUGGAGAGGCCCAGUGGGUGGAAGUGUUUCAUCUAUCAUUUUGCUGUGUUUCUCCUGGUACUGAUUUGUUUAAUAUUCAGUGUAUUGUCUACUAUAGAGCACUAUUCUGAGUUUGCCAUUGGAACCCUUUUCUGGAUGGAAAUAGUUCUGGUGGUGUUUUUUGGUGCUGAGUACCUGGUCCGGCUGUGGUCUGCAGGCUGUAGGAGUAAAUAUAUUGGUUUCCAGGGGAGGAUGCGGUUUGCCAGGAAGCCAAUAUCCAUCAUUGAUCUGAUUGUGGUAGUAGCCUCAAUUAUUGUUCUGAGUAUAGGAUCUAAUGGGCAGUUGUUUGCCACUUCUGCAAUAAGGGGGAUUCGCUUUCUCCAGAUCCUUCGGAUGCUUCAUGUUGACCGCCAGGGAGGCACCUGGAGACUCCUGGGGUCAGUGGUUUUCAUCCAUCGACAGGAACUCAUAACCACGCUGUACAUUGGAUUCUUGGGAUUAAUUUUUUCAUCCUACUUUGUUUAUCUUGCUGAGAAGGAUGCAGUUGAUGAGGAUGGAAAGACAGGUUUCUCCAGCUAUGCUGAUGCCCUUUGGUGGGGUGUGGUAACAGUCACAACAAUUGGCUAUGGAGACAAAGUUCCCCAGACGUGGAUUGGGAAGACAAUAGCUUCCUGCUUCUCAGUGUUUGCCAUCUCCUUCUUUGCCCUGCCAGCUGGUAUUCUGGGGUCUGGUUUUGCCCUGAAAGUACAGCAGAAGCAACGUCAGAAGCAUUUCAAUAGACAAAUCCCAGCUGCAGCUUCCCUAAUUCAGACCCUGUGGCGCUGCUAUGCAGCAGAGAAACCCUGCACCUCCACAGGCACCUGGAAGAUCUAUGUGACAGCUCUCGCACAAAAUCCCAAAAAGCCUCCAGCGCCAUCUAGUCCCCGUCUGAGAAAACAGGCCAGAAGAUACAGAAGAAAAGGGAAGCUGGGCAGUGGAAAUGGCUCUGCACCUGUAAUAAACCCAGAAGCAAAUUCCUUGUCUGUUCCCCAGAUCACUUAUGAUCACAUUGAUGAACAGGAGGACAGAAAAGAUGUGUCCUUCUACAUUGAUGAACCCAAAGGUAACUUACUUAUGCUCAGUUUAUCAUUUUUCAAUAGACAAACUUACAAAGAGUUGACGUGA